Linepithema humile (Argentine ant) is the source of this 1073-nucleotide messenger RNA. RefSeq names its product anaphase-promoting complex subunit 10 (gene APC10). NCBI's taxonomy places the organism in Eukaryota, Metazoa, Arthropoda, Insecta, Hymenoptera, Formicidae. Gene Ontology annotation, biological process: anaphase-promoting complex-dependent catabolic process; protein K11-linked ubiquitination. The record is from RefSeq and is a predicted model, not a curated record. Gene Ontology annotation, cellular component: anaphase-promoting complex.
AAACAAACGUCACUGAACGUCACAAAAUAUUUGUUGACGGUUAGAAAUAAGUGUUGCAAUUUUUCUAAGACUCUAACUUUUGGAACUAAUUAGUUGUUACAUUAUAUGAUAUUUAUUUUGUUAUCUACAAAACAAGGAGUUAAAUAAUAAGACUGUUAAAUUGGAACGACUGGUUUGAGGAAGUAUAACCUAUAACUAUGAGUAAUAAAACUAACAACACUGUUUCCUUAGGUGAGAUAGACCCUAUACAAGAACAGUUGACUGGUAGAAUACGAGAAGUUGGAAAUUAUGCGAUCUGGAGUUUGUCUAGCUGUAAACCAGGAUUUGGCGUGGACCAGCUGCGUGACGGUAUUACGGAAACAUAUUGGCAAUCGGAUGGACAACUACCGCAUUUAGUAAAUAUUCAGUUCAAAAGAAAGACUACUAUUCGUGACAUAUGGAUCUAUACAGAUUACAAGUUAGACGAGAGCUACACGCCCAACAGGAUAAGUAUCAGAGCUGGGACCAACUUUAACGAUCUUCAAGAGGUAGAAGUAAUGGAUUUAAAUGAACCAUGCGGUUGGAUAAUGAUUCCCAUUAAAAACAUCAAUGAUCGUCCCAUUAGAACAUUCAUGAUUCAAAUAGCUGUCAUUAGCAAUCAUCAAAACGGCAGAGACACUCAUAUGAGACAAAUUAAGAUCUACAGUCCUGCGCAAGAUAUCCUCGGCCCACCAGCGCCUUACAUUCCAGGACAAUUUCUCACCAAUGAGUUUUUACGCUAUGCCACAAUUAGAUAAGAUUUACCAAUUAAAUUCACCAAACUGUAAUUCAGUAAAAUUGUAAAUUUUCUUAUUUUUAUUCAUUUAUAUAAUUUAUAAAUUACUCAUUAAAAUUUCAUUCUGACUAUUUCUUAAGAGUGUAAAAAUUUUUUUGCCAAAAGAAUCUGUAAGCCAGAAAGUUUGAGACUUGUAUAUAUUCACAUUUAUGGUACAUUUAUGGUAUUGGUAUCUAUUAUAUUACACGUAGUACACGUGUUAUAUACAUUGGAAUUUAAGAAUGUAUGAGUUGUGUACAUAAAAACUGUAAACACGCUA